AAAUAUCUGGCAGAGAAACAGGGAUGCCUGCUGAAGUUUUUUGGUGACUUGGAAGAUCAUACUUGUCGAGAAGACCUCCAUGCUGUUUUUUCAAAUCAUGGUGAAAUCAAGUGGAUAGACUUUGUCAGGGGUGCAAAAGAGGGUAUCAUCUUGUUCAAGAGCAGUGCCAAAGGUGCACUGGAUAAAGCCCAAGAAGCAAAUAAUGGGAAAUUACAGUUGCGAGAGAAAGAUGUCACAUGGGAAGUGCUUGAAGGAGAUCUGGCCAAAGAAGCACUGAGGAAAAUCAUGGAGAGCCAGCAGGAGCUGUUAAACAGAAAAAGAGGAAAAG
This is a messenger RNA of Thamnophis sirtalis, 328 nucleotides long. The record is from RefSeq and is a predicted model, not a curated record. Lineage: Eukaryota; Metazoa; Chordata; Lepidosauria; Squamata; Natricidae.